UGCUUCGCUCCCCGGCCUUUUGCCAGCACAGCACACCGACGCCGUAGGAGCCGUAGCCCCGCCCGCGUCCCGCCGCCGUCGCCGACCCGCCUGGGCUUCCGGAUGACAUGAUGCGGCGCUGCGGGUGGCUUUCGCUUCUCUGCCGCCCCCGCCGGGGUGGCCGCGCCGCCGUCUUGCCGCCGCCCAACCCAGAUCCACCGCCUCCCCAGCCCAAGGGAGAGGAGAAUCACAGUGCUCCUGACAAAGUUAUCAUGGAGAACAUUCUACCAAACGGUGAUUUUUCUGAAGAUCUCUGUUUAUGGCAUUCUAACGGUUGCCAUGCGUUUGUUGCCGUUGAAGGGUCUGGUUACCAUAAUGGUAUAAAGCCACAUUCAGGGUCUAAAUAUGCUGUAGUUACUCAUCGCACACAGACUUGGCAAGGGCUUGAGCAGGACUUAGCAAACAUUAGUGCCGGUACCGAAUAUAUUGUUACUGCCUAUGUUAGAGUUCAUGGGGAAUUUCAUGAGCCUGUUGGAGUCCAGGCCACGCUAAAACUUGAGGGGGAGGGGUCUCCUACCAACUACCAUUCCGUUGCAAGGAUUUUGGCCUCACAAGAAUGCUGGGAGAAGUUGGAAGGUUCGUUUGAGCUUACAACUAUACCAAGCCGCUUGGUGUUUUAUCUUGAAGGUCCCCCUGCUGGUGUAGAUUUGCUCAUAGAUUCAGUUACCAUUUCCUGCAAGAAAGCAGAGAGCAAGACUUCUUCAUUGAUUGGUGGAACAGCAAACAUCAUUUUAAAUUGUGAUUUUUCAGAAGGCCUUCAUUCAUGGCAUCCUAUCUGCUGCCACGCGUAUGUGGCAUCACAAUGGUCCGGUUUCCUUGAUGGUAUUAGAGGGGACUCAGGAGAGAAUUAUGCUGUUGUUUCAAAGAGAACUGAACCCUGGCAAGGUCUCGAACAAGAUAUUACAGAUAGAGUAUCUGCUGGUACAGUUUAUGCAGUUUCGGCGCGUGUUAGAGUUGAUGGGAAUAUCCAUGGCAAAGCUGAAGUCAAAGCAACCCUGAGGUUGCAAAAUCCAGAUGGAUCAACACACUACAAUCCUAUUGGAAGAGUAUUAGCCUCAAAAGAGAAGUGGGAGAAGUUGGAAGGUUCUUUUUCUUUGACAAAUAUGCCAAAGUGUGUGGUUUUUUACCUUGAAGGGCCUCCUGCUGGGGCGGAUCUUAUUAUUGAUUUUGUUACUAUUGCUAGGUCUGAACAUAAGCAGCCAAAGGAAGUAAAAUCAAUAAGUGGAAUCGAGACUAUUAUCAAGAAUCCUCAGUUUGAAGAAGGGUUAAGCAAUUGGUCUGGACGAGGAUGUAAUAUCUGCAGGCAUGAGUUCACUGCAUAUGGGAAUGUAAAGCCCGUAAAUGGCAGCUACUUUGCUUCAGCAACUGGACGGGUUCACAGUUGGAAUGGCAUACAGCAAGAUAUCACAGGCAGAGUGCAGAGAAAAGUUUCUUACGAGAUUAGUUCUCCUGUUCGCAUAUUUGGCAGUGCUAAUGAGACUGAAGUUCGGACUACUUUGUGGGUACAAGAAUAUGGCCGUGAGCAAUAUCUAUGCAUUUCGAAAAACCAGGCCUCUGAUAAGCGCUGGACACAUUUGAAAGGAAAGUUUAUCCUUCAUGCUCCCUUCUCCAAAGUUGUCCUCUUUAUAGAGGGGCCACCAGCAGGAAUUGACAUCCUUGUAGAUGGCCUUGUCCUAUCUCCUGCAAGAAAACUUGAUGCUGCUCCACGCCCAAAAGUUGAGAAUGUUCUGUAUGGAGCUAAUAUCAUGCAGAAUAGCGCUUGCUCUCGCGGGCUUGCUGGGUGGAGUCCAAUGGGUUCAUGUCGAUUGAGUAUCCAUACCGAAUCACCCCAUAUGCUAUCUUCCAUCCUGAAGGACCCCUCGAAUCAGAAACAUAUAAGUGGUCGUUAUAUCCUUGCUACAAACCGCACUGAUGUGUGGAUGGGCCCUUCUCAGGUGAUAACAGACAAGCUAAAGCUACACACUACUUACCGAGUCUCUGCCUGGGUACGAGCUGGCUCUGGAGGAAAUGGCCGUCACCAUGUCAAUGUUUGUCUUGGUGUAGAUGAUCAAUGGGUUAAUGGUGGGCAAAUAGAAGCUGAUGGGGAUCAAUGGUAUGAAAUCAAAGGAGCAUUCAAGCUUGAAAAGAAGCCAUCUAAAGUUAUUGCAUAUGUUCAGGGUCCCCCUCCGGGUGUUGAUAUCCGAGUCAUGGGUCUCCAAAUUUAUCCAGUUGAUAGGAAAGCACGUUUUGAAUAUCUUAAGGACAAAUCAGAUAAGGUAAGGAAGCGUGAUAUUGUUCUAAAGUUCCAAGGAUUAGAUGCUGCGAAUGUUUUUGGUUCAGCUCUUAGGGUACAACAGACUGAGAACAGUUUUGCAUUUGGAUCAUGCAUAAACCGAAGUAACAUCGAGAAUGAGGAUCUUGCUGAUUUCUUCGUGAAGAAUUUUAAUUGGGCUGUAUUUGAGAAUGAACUGAAGUGGUACUGGACAGAGGCGGAACAAGGGAAGAUAAAUUAUAAAGACUCUGACGAGUUGCUUAAAUUCUGUCAGAAACAUAACAAACAAGUUCGCGGUCACUGCUUAUUCUGGGAAGUGGAAGAUUCAGUGCAGCCAUGGCUUCGAUCACUGCAUGGACACCACUUGAUGGCUGCUGUACAAGGUCGUUUACAGAGCCUGUUAUCAAGGUACAAAGGCCAGUUUAAACAUCAUGAUGUAAACAACGAGAUGCUUCAUGGAUCUUUUUAUCAAGAUAGGCUUGGAAGGGACAGCAGAGCUCACAUGUUCAGGGAAGCCCAUAAGCUUGAUCCUUCAGCAGUCCUCUUUGUCAAUGACUACAACGUCGAAGAUGGGUGCGAUUCGAAAUCCACCCCAGAAAAGUUUGUGGAGCAGAUUGUCGAUCUCCAAGAACGGGGCGCCCCAGUUGGUGGGAUCGGCGUGCAAGGUCAUAUCAGCCAUCCAGUGGGAGAUAUCAUCUGCGAUUCUCUAGACAAGCUAGCUAUACUGGGUCUCCCUAUCUGGAUUACUGAACUGGAUGUCUCGGCGGAGAACGAACACAUCCGAGCGGAUGAUCUCGAGGUGUGCCUCCGUGAAUGCUUCGCCCAUGCCGCUGUGGAGGGGGUGGUCCUCUGGGGAUUCUGGGAGACGUUCAUGUUUCGGAAUCAUGCUCACCUGGUCGAUGCUGAUGGAACAAUCAACGAGACCGGCAGAAGGUACCUUGCCCUGAAGCAGGAGUGGUUGACCAAAACCGAUGGUGACAUCGAUCACCAUGGGGAGUUCAAAUUCAGAGGCUACCAUGGGUCAUACACCGUAGAGGUAGCGACGCCCUCGGGGAAGGUGACCCGAUCAUUUGUUGUGGACAAGGAGAACCCUGUGCAGGUGGUUACCUUGAACAUUUAGCUUGUAUCAAAUGAAGUACGUUCUACACUCCAGCAGUGUGCACUGUACUGAGACUUUUCGCUCUGAUGCGUUUGAUGCCAUAUCUUCACAGUUUAUACCUUAUAUAUGUUGCAACGGGAGAAAGAAAGUUCCUUCUAUGUCUUUAGCUUAUGGACCCGUGCGUUGCAACAUCAUAAGAGGAGAAAAUGCUUAAUUUAUAAUUUCGCUUUCUUUUUCUUGUAUACAGUAUAUCAUAAGGGAUAUGGACAAA
Triticum dicoccoides is the source of this 3660-nucleotide messenger RNA. RefSeq names its product endo-1,4-beta-xylanase 1-like. Gene Ontology annotation, biological process: carbohydrate metabolic process. The coding region runs from base 108 to 3410 and encodes 1100 amino acids. Lineage: Eukaryota; Viridiplantae; Streptophyta; Magnoliopsida; Poales; Poaceae. The record is from RefSeq and is a predicted model, not a curated record. Gene Ontology annotation, molecular function: hydrolase activity, hydrolyzing O-glycosyl compounds. The transcript is spliced from 9 exons.